Messenger RNA from Microbotryum saponariae, 498 nucleotides. NCBI's taxonomy places the organism in Eukaryota, Fungi, Basidiomycota, Microbotryomycetes, Microbotryales, Microbotryaceae. The record is from the annotation of a GenBank genome assembly.
AUGACCACGACACCACCCCUCGCGACGGGUGCCAACCCUCCGAUUCCCGCCGAACAGCUCGCCGCACUUACAUCGCUGCUGUCGGGUCUCACCGCUGCCGCUUCCGGCACUGCCACACCCGCCACGACGUCCGGCACCACUCGCACUGCCUUUCCAAAGCACGCACGCUUGGAUGGUGCGAAGACCUUCGCGAACUGGACACGCCAACUUCGCCUGUGCCUAGCGGACGACAUCCGCUCGUACGUCCUCGACGGUAUCGCACCCGACGACUGGACACCUUCGCAACGCUCCGCUCGCGACGCCGUCGCUCGUGAGGUCCUUGCGAAUUCGAUUGACUCGGCCGAAGUCUCGGCAGUCCUCGACAAAAUCCCUACCGCCGACCUGACAGCGCCGACAAUCUACUCGACGCUGAAAUCGCGGUACGCCCCUGACGACGCCACCCGCACGCUCGAGCUCUUCUCACGACUCUGGGGUUUCCGUCCCAUGCCCGGCAUAUGA